Messenger RNA from Cucumis melo (muskmelon), 935 nucleotides. RefSeq lists its product as uncharacterized. Lineage: Eukaryota; Viridiplantae; Streptophyta; Magnoliopsida; Cucurbitales; Cucurbitaceae. The transcript has 9 exons. The record is from RefSeq and is a predicted model, not a curated record. The coding region runs from base 89 to 640 and encodes 183 amino acids.
UUGACAUUUCAGAUUUGCAAACGGAGAAGCUCUGAAGGCGUUUGGAGAGAGGUGAAAUUCUUCAGAACUCCGAUUCGACCAACCGCAAAUGACGAUGAAAUUCAACGCCUGGGUUCUUUUGUUAUUGGUGAUCUACUCCGGCGUCGUCGAUUGCAUUGAUGACAAAUGCGCUGCUUGCAAUGCUGUUGCUGAGGAGAUAGAACAUGGACUUUCCAAUGAAAAACCGAGGAAUCAUUUAGAUAUGAGACAUCGGUUGGAUUCUAAAGGUCAGCGUAAGGGGAAGGUGAUUGAUUACAGGGUUAGUGAGCUAAGAGUUGUCGAACUCCUGGAUGGGCUUUGUGAAAAAAUGCAAGAUUACACUAUUGAGAAGACAGGUUCAACGGGACAACAGUGGAUCAAGGUGGAUAACUGGGACAACUUGACAAAUAAACAAGAAGCUCGGGCUUAUUCUAAAGAUAUAUCAACGUAUUGUGGGAGAUUAUUAGAGGAAACAGAAGAUGAUUUAGCUGAGUUGAUUAAGAAAGGAUCUGUCACGCCAGGUGACGUUAGCAAAGUUCUAUGCCAUGAUUUGAGCAGGCAUUGCAAUGCGAGCAGCGUUCAGCUGAAUGACGACGAUGAUGAAACAGAUGGAGAGCUAUGAAAGGAUGGCUGGAGAGAAGCCAUAAACGAUGCAAGAGUUAGCUUAUUUCAAAUUGAGAGAUAUGUGCUUACACGCUUAUUUUCUUGUAUAACAGUAGAACUUUGAUAGCACCUUGUACUACAAUUUUGAUAGAAGGCUAAAAGGAUGGGGUUAUGCUGAUUUAAAAGCCUGAGUAAAACUUAGGAACUUGAGGUAGGCUUCAUCAGUGGGACUUUUCUCCAAGGAGUCGACCAGAUCCCAAACAUGCAUUUAUUAAGCUAAAUGAUCUAAAAGUAAAACUAACCAUUUAUAAUAA